GCUGAAUGGAUAUUUAAGCUGAUAAGUGGUGUUGGAUUCCUUCUGUGAAAAAAACCUCCUCUUUUGCUCCUGUUUUUCUAGUUUUUUGGGGAGACCUUGGGAAGGUUUUACAUUGUGUUCACCAUUUACUGAAGAAACUAAAGGAAUAAUGAUAACAUCUUUUUGGGGAAGGAAAUAUACUGUAUGGAAUUGAGAUUGUGAAUCAGACUCAGCAGCUGGAUUUAUGACGCCAACAUAGGAAGGAAUACAAAAUGGAAACGGAGAUGUGGUGGGGAACCCUUGGCUCUGUCCGCCCCUUCUCCAACUUCCGUCCAGAGAUAGACGUAGAAGACAUCCAGACUGCCUGCCAGCAGAAAGAUGUGAAGACCCUGGUGAAAAUCAUGACGAACCGAGACAACGCCCAAAGGCAGAGUCUAGCCCAAGCCUACAUCUCAGCCACAAGCAAGGAGCUGACUGCGGACCUGAAGAAGGCACUGUCUGGGGACCUGGAACGGUUGAUGUUGGACCUCCUGCUGACCCCAGAUGAAUUUGACGCCCAGCGUCUUUACCAGGCCAUGAAAGGACUGGGCACAGAUGAGGAGACCCUACUAGAGGUAUUGUGCACAAGAUCGGCCAUGCAGCUGAGAGGCAUCACUCAGGCUUAUAACGACAUGUACAAGAAAGAUCUGGAGAACGACUUGGUUGGUGAGACCAGUGGAGACUUCACCAAGUUACUUCUCGCAUUGCUCAAGAAGGAGACUGUACCAGGAUCAGUUGAGCAGGACAUUGAUCGCCUUUCUGAAGAACUGAAGGGUGAGAAGGCAAAUGCCACCCCUUGGAUCAGCACCCUAACGACCAGACACCCAGACCAUCUUAACAAAGUGCUGACCAGACUGGAAGCAGAUAUUGAGCAACCAGUGGAUGAGGCUCUGGAGAAACGUUUUGGAGGGUUUCUGUCUGGAGACCUGAAGCUGGGCUUGACAACACUUGUGCAGUGCAUACAAAACCCAGCUGCCUACCUGGCUAAACGACUGCAAAGCAUGAAGGGAGGCGUGGUUCAGGGGGUGCUGGUGUCACACUGUGAGGAGGAUCUCCUGGUGGUGAGGGUAGCAUACCUGAGAGAGACAGGCACCUCCCUCUAUUCCACUUUACAGAAUCAAUUCAAAGGGGACUUUCAAAAUGCACUGCUGGCACUGUGUCGAGCAGAAGACUAGCUGAAAGGGGGAGAGGACACCGUGAGGACGUUACACUGCUCAUUAUCCCUGAUGAAACUCUCACUCAUACAAGUCUACCAAGAUGAACAUGUGAGAAAAGACGGGAGAAAAAAUAUGCUACUAAUAAAGAUUAUUUGGACUUCUUUUCUUUUUA
Molecule: messenger RNA, 1347 nt
Organism: Sardina pilchardus (European sardine)
Lineage: Eukaryota; Metazoa; Chordata; Actinopteri; Clupeiformes; Clupeidae
Gene: anxa14
Product: annexin A14
Exons: 13
Coding region: 252-1193 (313 amino acids)
Cellular component (GO): cytoplasm; plasma membrane; nucleus
Molecular function (GO): calcium channel activity; calcium ion binding; phosphatidylserine binding
Source: RefSeq, a predicted model, not a curated record